Molecule: messenger RNA, 5475 nt
Organism: Colletotrichum acutatum
Lineage: Eukaryota; Fungi; Ascomycota; Sordariomycetes; Glomerellales; Glomerellaceae
Exons: 5
Coding region: 1-5475 (1824 amino acids)
Source: RefSeq, a predicted model, not a curated record
AUGUCCCCGUCACUGUUCGGAGUUUUCCUGCUGCUCCUAGUCCGCCUCACUCAUGUUGCUGGGUUUGCAGCUUGGCGUUUGUUUCUCGCAAGCCGAGAAGAGAGUCGUGGUGGUGGUGGUGGUGGUGGUGGCACUUCCUGCCGUUGGCUGAGCCGCCUCCAUGCGGACCAUACCUCAUGGGAACCACGGAACUUGGGAAAGGGCUUUGAAUCGCGAAAGAAAAAUAAGAUCGGUUCCUCGGCUGGCUGCCGUGGCUGCCUCACCAAAACAGCCGAGACUCGAUUAGUUCAUUCGGCAGCAUCUUGGGCCGAAGUUUUCCUUUGGUCUUUGUCUUUUCUCGGAUGGAAGUGGACCAAUGCCAGUGAGACACAGGGUCGCCAGGUCAUCGAAGCUGUCACAAGAAAACCUCGCAGACGUCCCGGCUCCCGCAGUAGAUCAUUGCCUACCGCUGUACCAGCGAGCGAAGGAAUUGCCAGCAAAGUUGGUAGCAACAAGCAACAAGCAACAAGCAACCAGCUCCCAACCCCGCUGCUGCGCUGCAUUGCUGCUGCCCAGCGCCAGGCCAGCUCGACAUGGGCAUUUGGAUUUUUAGCACCAGGGCCCGUCGGAUUGGCACCCUCUUGCUUUGAGACACUUGGGCCAGACCCGGCAUGGCGUCGUCCCAAAGCAGAAAAGCGGCAGAGCCGAAACAAGGGUGAUUCCAGCAGAAAGAAGAAGCCUCCAGCCAGCAGCGGCCAUGCGCCGUUGAUCGAUAUUUCCGAACCCAAAGCAAACAUGUUUGGAGGUUCGCGAAGGCACCGUCAGGCCAAUCAGCCAUUGACCGCCGCAACCGCAAACCCUAAUGCUGCUACUGCAGCUGCCUCAGCCUUUGCGCGACGCGCAUCUAGCUCAUCUCUUUCAUCUGCCGCCGCCGCCGCCGCUUUGCGAUCGCGACCUACGACACCCAUCAAUGUCGCCGAAGUACAAACAAAGCGAACGCAAAGACGCAGUCGAUCGGUCUCGUCGCAGCGAAGCCAGGAUUUUCAACGGGACCUGCACCGAUCGCCUAGCCAGAGCUCCAUGACCGAUCGCACCUUCCGCUCACCUUCACCACACCGAACACCAGUAGCUGCUGCCCACGAUGCGCCGCCGGUCCCGAAUAUCCCGGACGACGUGCGAUCCAUCACGAGCCAGAGCUCCUCCCACAAGAGGUCGACAAGUCUACAGAUGCAGCCGUUCCGCGUAGCGAGUCAGAAGAGACAAGAUGCCGCCGGAUCGUGGUUUGGGGCUGCACACGAGGGCAACUUGGCCAACGUGAGAACGUCGGAUGCCCAAAUGCGUGUCGCCUCUCCAGAGUCUCGCCCGGGAGCUGUAAGCCCAACUUCUUCUAUAAACUUUUCAUAUCCGAGGGUGCCAGGCGCGUCGCCCCCGGCAUCACCAACCGUCGAGAGCAUGUCAAUGACAAGUAGCCAGCGAUUUGUCUCACCCCGCCGAACAGAAUCGGCAGCGUCGCGCAACACUACGGCGUCGGAAACCCAAUCACUUAUUUAUGAUCCCAAUUCGAGGAGAAUGGUUCCUAGAGUGAACCUGUUGGUAAGCGAACAGAAAGUUCGGGAUGCUGCUGAGAAACCGGUCAAGAAGUCAAAACACCAGCAAGGAUUGUCCAGAAGUGGUUCCCACUUGGCCAAGGGUACGAUGGGUAGAGCGCAAGGCACUGCGGUAGCAGCUGAAGAGCCUUCGCCCUCGCCCUCGCCCACGCCUACACCGGCACCGGCACCGGCACAGAAGCAACAACCGCAAGUUCGGGUUCCUACUGGCGCACCUGAGCAACAAAAACGAUCUGAAGUUGAGGAGACCAUGCCGCCGAAGACUGUACCGGCGCACCAGCAACCGUCUCUAGCACCUGUCGUAACUACCAAACAGCCUUCUCAACGUGAACCUGGGCCGCCUCACGCGCAGCCGGCAACCCAACCAGAGGUAGAGGAGCCGUUUGUGCAGGAUGUACGUAAAAGUGAUGGUGCUACAAUUCUACCGCAAUCGGAACCUCGCCAAGGCGCUCCCAUAUUAGGACGAAAGCCUUCCAUGGUGAAGGAGGAAUCCGAGGACGACCUGGAGGACUCCUACGAGGCCGAAGUCGAGCAACCGGCAGUGCGCUACGAGGUUUCUGAUGUUCUUGAUGCGGUGCCUGUGAGGUCCUCAGCGCCCCCGAAGCAACCAACGCUGUCAUCCGAAAGCACAGCUGUCGAAGCUCCAGCACAGAUGUCGUCUCAAAGGCAACCCAGUCCUCCACAGCUUAAGCAGCACGGCAGUAUCAGGAACGGACGUGCGCACUCGAGCAGUCCUGCAAGGUCAGCCCGCUUUGCAUUAGGCGCAGAUCAAUUGGCCAUCAGGCACGAGCCUCCACCGCGAUCCGUCUCUCCUCGAAAGUCAGCUAUGAAACAUUCAGUUAGUCCAUCUCGUGGCGCCUCACCGUCAGAUGAGGGCUCUGAAGCGUCUGGGCCAAGCCGGUUUGGCAGCGAGGCCACCGCAGUGGAGGUGCCAAUGCCACGUAAAAAGAGUGUACGGGUCAGCUUUGACGAUGAGAACACCAAGGUCGUAGGACAAUCUGCUGCAAGGCCUGAGCUGGAUUCACCUCUUCCUUUGAGUCCUCAAAACACGAAGAGACAUUGGUACAACCACUUGGGUAGAAGUCGGAAGAAAGAUGCAGUUGCCCUCGAUGAAGACGAAGUUAUGCAGCCGCGACCGGCUUUGCCCACAUUCGGUAGUGUCCGUGAGAAGAUGCCGCGGGACAGUGAAGAGGAACGGCCACUCGUUCGGCCCACUGAAUCACCGACAACAUCUGGCCCAGAUACCCCGGAACGCACACCAGACCGGUCGAUCCCACUUGGCCCGUCCAACGAUCAUAAUGUUGGCUCAAUUCUCCAUCUUCAAGAGCAGACGGCUAGGAACCCUGCAAACAUAUCGAGAUUCAGAGAGCCAUUGCCGCCCGUUGUAACGUCGAUGGAAGGGAGCGGUUAUUAUUCGCCUAGCAGCACGAGUUCGGAAGACGAAGAUGAGACGGAAGUUUUCCAAGAUUCAGAGGUUAUUCAGGAGCCUGCGCCAACGUUGCCUCCUGCCCAAGUCAAGGAGGAGAUCAUUGCCGACCACCCUGAAUUGCUCGACCAGUCGCAAUAUUCGACAGGUGCUAUCCACGAGAAUCACACUGAGCGGCAAGAAGACUUCGUCCCUUCCAUCUCCGUCAUCCAGCCGACACCCACUCCCAGAGAGGCAGCAACCAAUGAUCCGGCCAACCAGUCAGGUCCAAGUUACUUUGACGUUCCGGGAGGGUUUCCAAAUGACGAUAGCGAAGACAACGCCAUGCACGCCCGUGCCGUGCCUACCACAGAUGUGACGAAGCACGAACAGCCGGCAAUGAAUGCAGUGCCCAAUGGCACAGUCAAGGCCCCCGCGAAGGCUCUUCCUCACUCUGUUCCCACCGACGAAUCUGCGUCCGAAGGCGAUAGCAUCUACAGUGACGCAUACGAAGACCUAUCAGAUAUCGACGGAGAUGGUUUUAUGUCUCUCGACGCCGUCGUCGCAUCACCCGUCUCCGACAAGGUUUCUCAGAAGCUCUACCAAAGGGCUCUGGCAGACACCCAUCAGGAGACAGCUCGUGACACUGAUGUAUUGGGAGCGCACCACGCGCCUGACAUUUCUCAAUUGUCAGGUAGCUCGCAACAGCCAGAGGAUGAGUGGGAGAAGGCUAAGCUCUACUGGAAAGGAUUGACAAGCGACAAGCGAAAGCAACUUGAACAAGAGGCGUUGGAGGAAGCUGGGGCCGAAGGCGAUCUCGAAGAGGUUGUCCAGCCCGUGAAGCCCAAGAGGAAGAAGUCCGUUCGCAAGAGCGACCCAGUUGAACAACAGCAGGCCUCUAUCAACCCCGAGCGCGUUUACCAAAUCCAGCCUGGAACGAGAGCUCACGAUGAAGAAGACGAGGUAGAGCCUCCAAUCGCUAUUCGGAAGACUAUGCGAGGACGGCAGGGCCAAGAGGCCGCACCAGCUAAUGGCAGACUCCAAAAGACAAUGCGUGGUGCCCCGACUCAGCCGUCCGCCGCUACAAAUUCUAGCAUGCGAAAGUCGAUGCGAUCGGACAAUCAAGCUCCUCAAAGCUCUCAUCAAGCACAAGCUGCGGCUGCUGGAGGCAUGAGAAAGUCUAUGAGACAGAAUGGCUCAUCUCAACCAGGGCCUGCUCCCCAGCAACGAGCAAACUCGGCAUCACUGGCCAAUCGUGAUGUUCGCUCCAAGCACCUUUCUAUGGACAGCAACAUGUCAAGCGUGGAGAUGGCGAAGGCCAUGCAGGCAGCAAUGCAGUCGACACCUCGUCGACGCGGGUCCGAUUCCAGCGAAACCAGUUUCCGACGGUCUCGACCAAAGCAGGAAGGAUUUGGCUUCCGGAAAUCGAUGCGAUCUAACGGAGAGAUCGAGCAGGCCGCAGCCGGUAGGAACUCGCGCUUCAGCCUCCGGUCAAUGUCUCCACCUGCGUCGCCGUCUCAGCCACCGAUCAGUAUGGGUAAUCGUACAUCUAUGCGAGGCACGUUGCGAAGUGAUUCAAGCGACGGAAGCACGCGCCGCAUGCGCCUGCCGUCUUUCGGCAAGACAUCUUCUAAAAAGGUGACUGGAAAACCUGGAAAAAGCCGCUUUGGCGAUUCCAGCGAUGAAGAAGAUGCUGGGCCCUCUGGAUUCCGCAGCCGAUUUGUCGACUCUAGCGAUGAAGAUGGAAAGACAGCGCCUGCACCCGCGCCGCACAACAUGCCGAAGAGCAUGCGCGCAUCGAGCUCUGCUGCGGCGGCUGCAAUGAAGGUUCCUCCGCCACGGUACGACGAAAAGGCAGAAGAUUCCCCGGACCUGCCUGACAGCAGCGACGAGGAGGCGCCACGGCCGCCGGUUCUGCAAAAGCCCAAAUUAUCUCCGCGGAAGGUCUCUGGCGCUAGCGGUCGCCUGGUGAAGUCGCAAUCGGACGGCCACGAUUUGCCGUCUUCAGGAUCUCCUCGUGGAGGGCUCAUGGAGUCAUCCACGACUCCUGCUGUUAGCACCAGACCGAACCACGAACGCAGAGGCAGCUUCCUCUCUAUCCUUCGGCGCAGAAAGGAUUCUGAUGCCGGGAAGAUUUCUCGACCCGCCGCUGGCGAGAGCGGUGCCAGGAUGGACACCAAACUGGAGCGGAGCGCCUCAGAAAUCUCAGCUCUGCGUGGCACAAAUGGGUCGAAGCUCCAGAAGCUACCCAUGGAGAAUUGGCCGCUCGUCGAGGAGAACUUCGACGAUGAGAAGCGGCCGAUGACGGCUGAUAACAACAAACCCGUGGACGCGGCCAGGCCGACGUUUAUGAAGCGCCGUAGCACCAACCAGGUCCUUACCUCGGGGUAUCAAGAAGACCAAGAGAGCGUCCAGUUGGAUCCCUCAGGCAAGAAGAAGAAGAAGUUUGGCACGCUCAGGCGGAUGUUCAAGCUUGAUGAAUAG